CUUCUGCAGCAGAGUGCACCUCAGCCCUCUUUUCUUUCUCUCCAGCUCCGGCUUGUGACACCGUAGGGACAGAUAUCCUUAAGUCACUAAACACCCUGAAGUCCUCUAACAGGUGUCUUGUCUGGAGAGUUAAGUGGAUCACAGAAGAAGAAGAGGAAGAAGAUGCUGAGGCGAAGACCAUCAAACGCCUCGGAGAAGGAGCAGACUCAGAAGAAGAAGCUCACCUUGCAGAGGUCCAGCAGCUUUAAGGAUUUUAUGAAACACAAGCCCACCUCCCCCAAUGUGCAAGAUAAGGAGUUCACCCUGGACGACCACGAGGGGGAAUGUGAAGAAGCAGUGAAAAGUGGCAGCAAACUGGGGAAAAAAUGGCGCAAUGUCAUUUCUCGUACAAUGACCCGCAAAACAUCCAAGAUGGUGCAGAAGGCCCUGGCUGAGGAGGGGGCAGAGAGUGGGGAUGAGAUGUCCCCCGUCUCAGCUGACUUUCUUCCAGAUCUGAGUGCAGGACAGAGGACGUCUGUGUGCUCCACAGGGUCAGAGGACACCACUCCCAGCCCAGUGAGCCGCCAGCUCUCUGCCAGCAGCGACAGGCAGAGCUUGGACAGUGGUUACAGCCAGCGGGACAGCAUGCGGCUGGAGGACAGCUCUUACAACGGGCCAUUCUGUGGACGCGCUGUGGUCCACACUGACUUCACUCCCAGCCCCUAUGAUGUGGAGUCGCUAAAACUCCAAAAAGGUGACAUUAUCUACAUCAUCGACAAACCGCCUGUGGGAACCUGGACAGGAAAGCUCAACAAUAAAGUGGGUUCCUUCAAGUUCAUCUAUGUCAACCUCCUUCCUGAUGAGACCCCCCCAACCAGAAGGAAACGAUGCCACAGCAAGGGCAAGCAGUCCAAAUCCAAGCCCAAAACCUUGGAGGAAGUCCUGGAGAGCAUCGGCCUGACGGAGCUGAGCUCAUUGCUGUCCAUGCAUGGCUUCCAGAGCCUGGAGGACUUCACUGGACUGAAGGAGUCUCAUCUGAAUGAGCUGAACAUCACAAACCCAGACCACCGCUCCAAGAUCCUGAAUGCAACUGACCUGCUCAGAGACUCUGAAGAUGAGUCUGAACCAGAAGAGGAAGAGUUAGAGGAGGCCUCAGCUGAAAGCUCCAAGGAGCCGAGGGACUCUGGUUGCUUUGAGAGCUCAGAGAAUCUGGAGGGUGGCCGUGAGGAGCCAAAGACAGAGGAGCACGAUUCAAACCAGGAAACAGAGAAACAAGAGGAAAAGUCCCAGGAGGACCAGGCAGAGGAACUGGAAGCUGUCCAGGAGCAGCUGCAGGAGCUGACAGUGGAUGAUGGACAGUGAUUGUGAUGAUG
Cyprinodon variegatus (sheepshead minnow) is the source of this 1352-nucleotide messenger RNA. RefSeq names its product SAM and SH3 domain containing 3 (gene sash3). Gene Ontology annotation, molecular function: protein binding. The transcript has 8 exons. The coding region runs from base 163 to 1341 and encodes 392 amino acids. The record is from RefSeq and is a predicted model, not a curated record. NCBI's taxonomy places the organism in Eukaryota, Metazoa, Chordata, Actinopteri, Cyprinodontiformes, Cyprinodontidae.